AUGUCUUUCCAACAGGCUCCGCCGCACGUCGAGGGCCUGGCGCUGCCCUACGGCGUGCCCGGUCAUCCCAGCGGCGCCUCGGGACUCUCCGCCUUUGAGAACGCGAACGGGCGCGCAGCGCCGCUGGGCGGCCUCGCUGGUGCAGAGUCGCCCUUUGACCGGCAGAUUCGCACCAACAUCCAGACGAUACGAACGAAUCUCAUGGCCAUCGAAGAAAACCUCGGGAAUCUGAACAGACGCUUCGUGUCUCGUCGCAUCGUCGAGAGUCUCCACGACAGGCUGCGCGAGACCUACGAUAUCGUUCUCGCCACAGAACGUCUCUUCAAAGCGUGGCAAGCGGAGCAGCAGGAGCAGGCGAUCGACGCGCUUGAACGCCAGCGCCGGCGAUUUUUGUACGAGAAGCUCUCGGCGCAUUUCCAAGAGGAAAUAAAGAAGGUGCAAGCGAUUUCGGAGCGCGUGCGAGAAGCCGCAGAGCGCGUGGCUGACAGCGGGGCCUCGUCGCUGCCGUCGGAGACCGGAGGCUACACCGCAGCAGGCCACACGGACGCGGCCGACUUUGCGCGGCCGGCUACGGCGACGGCGGUGUCUCCAGCGCCGCCGGCUGGUGCGAGUCGGCGCUGGCGAGAGGAGAGAGGCGAGCGGUCCGGGCUCCAUAUGACUGCGGCUGCCGCGCACGCCAGCCACGGUGGGCCCUCCACGGAGCUGGCGAAGAAACCGGGAAGGGGAAACGCAAACAGCAGUAACGGAGUCGUGUUGGACCUCGAAAACGUCGCACUCAUGGGGGAAGACGAGAGGGACGAGUUUUUCAUAGGCGACGACGAGCAGGAAAUGUGCAAUGAGCUGGAGGACGUGGCGGAGCAUGAAAGCCUUCUUCAGCGAACAGUGGCGGAGGAGCGUUUUCAAGGCUUGCAACGCAUCCACGGACAAGUGAAGCAGGCGAAUCAAAUCUUCAAGGAUCUGGCGCAGUUGGUUCUCCAGCAGGAUACGGGCAUCGAGAGCAUUGAGACGCAAAUGCAGUCUGCGCAUAAUCAGAUUAAAGGCGCAGCGUCGGAGCUUUAUAAGGCCCACCAAAUGCACAGGCGCUCUCGGCAGAGGCGGUGUUUGCUUCUGCUGCUCGUCUUCGCUGUUGUUUCCUUUCUCUUCUACUUCUAUUCGUCUCUCUCGGCGGUUCAUGGGCCGGCCCCCGCGGCGUCGUCGGAUGCAGUCAUGGCGCUGUCGCAGCCGUCGUCCUUGUCAGCAACUUUGCGCGCGGGUCUCGAGUCCGCGGCCCUGGAAGACCAAGAGGCCAGGAAAGGGGAGCAUGGCGCGGCGGCCCCGGCGCAGCCAGGGGCGGGCGGAGGCCCGCUGCCAGUCGGAGGGGCGGCGGAUUCGCAAGGGAUCUUCGGGACGCGCUUCUCCCUAGGCCAUGCCGUGGAUCGCGUCGUUGAGUCAGCCUCCAUGGGCGCGAGCGGCCCCGGGGUCGUGAUGCCCACCGCCCUCGGAGGCGCAUCUGUAGAACGGGGCUUCCGACCGCAAACGCCAAACUAG
Molecule: messenger RNA, 1527 nt
Organism: Besnoitia besnoiti
Lineage: Eukaryota; Apicomplexa; Conoidasida; Eucoccidiorida; Sarcocystidae
Product: SNARE domain-containing protein
Exons: 10
Coding region: 1-1527 (508 amino acids)
Biological process (GO): vesicle fusion; intracellular protein transport; vesicle-mediated transport
Cellular component (GO): endomembrane system; SNARE complex; membrane
Molecular function (GO): SNARE binding; SNAP receptor activity
Source: RefSeq, a predicted model, not a curated record